ACACUUGUCAUCGCCCACUGUGUUAAUCAUCUUCUCCAUCUUACAGAAGAAGAAGAACGUCUGGAGCUGCAACAAUGGCGACGGACAACGAUUUUGGUGCUUUCAUGGAGAAAUUCAUAAUUCCUCCAACGCCUUCUUCAUCUUCGCCUCUUCAAGGCCUCACUUUCGCCAUCAAAGACAUAUUCGAUGUGGAAGGACAUGUGACCGGUUUUGGUAACCCGGAUUGGUUACGGACUCAUUCCGCCGCCACUUCCACAGCUCCGGUGGUUUCAGCUCUCUUAGCCGCCGGUGCCACCUCUGUCGGUUCAACCGUUAUGGACGAAAUGGCUUACAGUAUAAACGGCGAAAACGCGCACUACGGAACGCCAAGAAACCCGAUUGCAUUGGAUAGAGUUCCCGGUGGAUCUUCGAGCGGAUCUGCCGUCGCAGUAGCCGCUGGUCUCGCGGAUUUUUCCGUCGGAACUGACACCGGGGGAAGUGUAAGAGUUCCUGCGUCAUACUGCGGAGUUUUCGGGAUCCGACCAUCGCACGGAAUUGUUACAACAACCGGAGUUGUUCCAAUGGCUCAGAGCUUCGAUACCGUGGGAUGGUUUGCUCGGGAACCCGCGAUUUUGAGACGUGUUGGCUGCGUUCUUCUGCAGUUACCCGAUUUGAACGAUAUGAAACCGAGUAAAAUGAUAAUCGCCGAUGAUUGUUUCAAGCUUUCCAGUGUUCCACCUGAUUGGAUGAUUCGCUCUAUAGUUCGAGCGGCAGAAAAAUUGUUCGGAGGGGAAAUCGUAAAGAACGUGAAUCUUGGAGACUACAUUGAAGAGAAAGUUCCGAGUUUGAAGCACUUCAUGACGGGAGAUGUCGUUACGUCCCGAGAGUUUAACAUACCAUUGCUCGAGGCCCUCUCAAGCUCGAUGAGAUUGCUUCAAAGGUUCGAAUUCAAGAAAAACCAUGGCGAAUGGAUCGAAUCCACCAAGCCGGUGUUUGGUCCCGGAAUAUCGGAACGGGUCGAACAAGCGAUGCAGACAACCUUUGAGAAGAUCGACGCUUGCCGAUCAGCGACGGUAGAACUCCGGUCAGCUCUUUCAGAUUUGCUCGGGGACGACGGUGUUCUGAUCAUUCCGACGAUGCCAGGCCCUCCGCCGAAACUGCAGACUGAUGCAUCACAGCUCGAGAUUUUCCGCGGCAGAGCCUUCGGGUUGCUUUCCGUCGCCGGAGUUUCCGGUUUCUGCCAGGUGAGCAUACCAUUAGGGCUACACGAAAACCUUCCGGUUUCGGUCUCAAUGGUUGCAAAACAUGGUUCGGAUGGGUUACUUCUAAAUCUGGUUGAAGCUCUUUGGAAAGAUAUUGGACCACAGGUGUGUUUGUGAACCGAGGCUCUCGGACCAGAAAUUUGUAAACCGGAAUAGGUUCACCGGUUCGGUCGAAUUCAAUGUAUUGGCAAUGGCGAGUGCAUCCAUCCAAUUCGAUGUAUUUAGCCGAGUCCAAGAGGGUCCCGAUUUUGGUCCUUGCCAGCUAAUUACGCACAUACUCGUGAGAUCCCGUGGCUGCGGAAUUGUACUUUUUUUUUUAUAAUUAAAAGAUUCAUUGAACGCCUACUUAA
Messenger RNA from Tarenaya hassleriana, 1591 nucleotides. RefSeq names its product amidase 1. Lineage: Eukaryota; Viridiplantae; Streptophyta; Magnoliopsida; Brassicales; Cleomaceae. The record is from RefSeq and is a predicted model, not a curated record. The transcript has 9 exons. Bases 75 to 1358 code for a protein of 427 amino acids.